Molecule: messenger RNA, 2124 nt
Organism: Otolemur garnettii (small-eared galago)
Lineage: Eukaryota; Metazoa; Chordata; Mammalia; Primates; Galagidae
Gene: ZUP1
Product: zinc finger with UFM1 specific peptidase domain
Exons: 10
Coding region: 192-1919 (575 amino acids)
Source: RefSeq, a predicted model, not a curated record
AGUGCCCUGGAGUCUCCAGUUCUUUUCUCAGUUAACGGACUCUGGUAUUAGGAAGGCCUGGCCUCAGGCUUUCAGGCUGGGAGAAGUACUGGACGCCGCACACGCACUCCUUUUCUGGGGAGGCCGGGAAAGGAAACUGAGCGGAGCUCAGUGUGGCAGCCGUCUCCUCUUGGGCUGCUACCUGGCAUACCAUGCUUUCCUGUGAUAUUUGUGGUGAAACAGUAACCUCAGAAUCCGACAUGAAGACUCACUUACUAAUUGUUCACAUGGAAAAUGAAGUUGUGUGUCCAUUUUGCAAGUUUCCAGGAGUGAAUUAUGAUGAAAUGUGUUUUCAUAUUGAAACUGCUCAUUUUGAGCAGAAUACCCUCAAAAGAAAUUUUGAGAGGAUCAAUACAGUGCAAUAUGGAACUUCAGAGAACAAAAAGGACACCACCUUACAGUGUAGAACAGACUUGAAUUCAAGUAUUCAUUCCGCUUGUGCAUCUAAUUUGAAAAAUUCAGCUCAAACCCUGCCUAAGGAUAGUACUUUAAAACCUGAAGCCUUUUAUGCAGAGAACUUACCUGAAUCUAGAAAAUUCCUGAAAAGUAAGGAAAAACAGUCUGAAAGAAAGGGAUCAAUUUAUGAAACAGUAUACAGUCCUCCUGAAUGUCCGUUCUGUGGAAAUACAGAGGAAUGUAGUCAAGACAUGGAAACUCAUGUGAAAACAAAACAUGCCAAUCUUUUAGACAAUCCUUUAGAAGACUGUGAUCAACCGUUCUAUGACUGCCCUAUGUGUGGGCUCAUGUGUACAAAUUACCAUAUUCUCCAGGAACAUGUCGACUUGCACUUAGAAGAAAGCAGCUUUAGACAAGGCAUGGAUAGAGUCCAGUGUUCUAGUGAUCUAGAAUUGGCUCAUCAGCUUCAACAAGAAGAAGACAGAAAGAGGAAAUCUGAAGAAUCAAGACAAGAAAGAGAAGAAUUUCAGAAGCUACAGAGACAAUAUGGUUUAGAUAAUUCUGGAGGCUACAAACAACAGCAACUACGAAAUAUGGAGAUAGAAGUGAAUAGAGGAAGAAUGCAUCCAUCUGAAUUUCAUAGAAGAAAAGCUGAUAUGAUGGAAUCAUUAGCAAUUGGUAUUGAUGAUGGAAAAACAAAAACUUCUGGAAUUAUUGAAGCACUUCAUAGGUAUUAUCAGAAUGUUUCCACAGAUGUGAGGCAUGUGUGGCUUUCUGCAGUGGUGGAUCAUUUUCAUUCAUCCUUGGGUGACAAAGGUUGGGGUUGCGGUUACAGAAAUUUCCAGAUGCUGCUUUCAUCAUUAUUACAAAAUGAUGCUUAUGAUGAUUGCUUGAAAGGUAUGUCCAUUCCUUGCAUUCCAAAAAUUCAGUCUAUGAUUGAAGAUGCAUGGAAGGAAGGUUUUGAUCCUCAGGGGGCCUCUCAACUUAACAGCAGGUUACAGGGAACAAAGGCCUGGAUUGGAGCAUGUGAAGUAUAUACCCUCCUGACCUCUCUAAGGAUAAAGUGCCGUAUUGUUGAUUUUCAUAAGUCAACUGGUCCUUCAGGUACACACCCUCGCUUAUUUGAGUGGAUAUUGAACUAUUAUUCUCCAGAGAGGGAAGGAAGUCCAAAAGUAGUGUGUACAUCUAAACCUCCUAUCUAUCUUCAGCAUCAAGGCCAUAGUCGAACAGUUGUUGGAAUUGAAGAGAGAAAAAACCGAACAUUAUGGUUACUAAUAUUUGACCCUGGAUGUCCUUCUCGAGAAAUGCAGAAACUAUUAAAGCAAGACAUAGAGGCCAGCAGUCUCAAGCAACUUCGGAAAUCUAUGGGAAAUUUAAAACAUAAGCAGUACCAGAUAGUGGCAGUAGAGGGUGCACUUUCUCCAGAAGAAAAAGCUGCCAGGAGGCAAGCUUCUCAAGUCUUUAUAGCUGAGAAGAUUCCUUGAAGAAUUAAGCAUUUCAAUGCUUCGGAAUUACGUUUUGUUUUCCAAAUUCGUAUACUGAACUCCUAACACAACUUACGAAACCUAUGAAUUCUCUCAACUACUCAACAUAUAAUUUAAUUUCUAAAAUACCUAUGUUAAUUAAAUCAUACCUGUAAUACUUCAUUGUUUAGUGAUUAUUUCAAUAAAAUAUCUCAUUUGCAUUGUG